GAGGGGAGGCUCCCGGAAGUGGGCACGGCGGCAGGGCCACGCUCCCUGGGUUGGUUGGCAGGGGCAUACUGCAGCAUCCCGAGGCCGCGCGGGGCGGAGACUCGGGCGGCCCCGGCCUGUCACUGUCAUCUAGCCUGGGUCCCCGCGCUCCUCCCCGUGCCCUUCACGGCGCCCUGCCCUCCCCGGGCUGCUGCUCGGCCCGGCGUUCCCGCUGUACCCGGCUCUCGCUCCCGACGCCGCACGUCGAUCCCGCUUGGGUAACUCAUUCCACCUUGGAGUCCUUUCAGUUCUACGGAAAGAGUUCAAACCCUCCGGAAACCAAAAUGGAACACAGUAAACAGGUUCGAAUUUUACUGUUGAACGAAAUGGAGAAGCUAGAGAAGACCCUCUUCAGACUUGAACAAGGGUUUGAACUACAGUUCCGGUUAGGCCCAACUUUACAAGGGAAAGCUGUUACUGUGUAUACAAAUUACCCGUUUCCUGGAGAAGCAUUUAAUCGAAAAAAAUUUCGUUCCUUGGAUUGGGAAAACCCAACGGAAAGAGAAGAUGAUUCUGAUAAAUACUGUAAACUUCAUCUGCAGCAUUCUGGGUCUUUUCAGUACUACUUCCUUCAAGGAAAUGAGAAAAGUGGAGGAGGUUACAUAGUUGUGGAUCCUAUCCUACGCAUUGGAGCUGAUAAUCAUGUGUUACCCUUGGACUGUGUUACUCUCCAGACAUUUUUAGCAAAGUGUUUAGGACCCUUUGAUGAGUGGGAAAGCCGACUAAGGGUUGCAAAGGAAUCAGGUUACAACAUGAUUCACUUCACCCCCCUGCAGACUCUUGGACUGUCAAGGUCAUGCUACUCCCUUGCUGAUCAGUUAGAAUUAAACCCUGACUUUUCAAGGCCUAACAGAAGAUAUUCCUGGAAUGACGUUGGACAGCUAGUAGAGAAGCUGAAAAAGGAGUGGAAUAUUCUUUGUAUUACAGAUGUUGUCUACAAUCAUACUGCUACUAACAGUAAGUGGAUCCAGGAACAUCCGGAAUCUGCCUACAACCUCGUCAACUCUCCACACUUAAAACCUGCCUGGGUCCUAGACAGAGCGCUUUGGCAUUUGUCCUGUGAUGUUGCAGAUGGGAAGUACAGGGAAAAAGGAGUCCCUGCUUUGAUUGAAAAUGAUCAACACAUGCAUUGCAUUCGGAAAAUAAUUUGGGAGGACAUUUUCCCAAGAAUUCAGCUCUGGGAGUUUUUCCAAGUAGAUGUUCACAAAGCAGUUGAACAAUUUAGAAGACUUCUCACCCAAGAAAACAGGAGAGUGACUGAGUCUGACCCAAAGGAAUAUCUUAAAAUUAUUCAGGACCCUGAAUACAGACGGCUUGGCUGCACUGUAGAUAUGAACAUUGCACGGGCGACUUUCAUACCACAUGACAAUGGGCCAGCUGCGAUUGAAGAGUGCUGUAACUGGUUCCGUAAGAGACUUGAGGAGUUAAAUUCAGAGAAGCACCACGUCACCAACUGUCAUCAGGAACAGGCAGUUAAUUGUCUUUUGGGAAAUGUGUUUUAUGAACGACUGGCUGGCCACGGCCCUAAACUAGGACCCGUCACUAGGAAACACCCUUUAGUUACCAGGUAUUUCACUUUCCCCUUUGAAGAAAUGGCCUUAUCCGCAGAAGAAUCCAUGAUCCACCUCCCAGAUAAAGCUUGUUUUCUGAUGGCGCACAAUGGGUGGGUGAUGGGCGAUGAUCCCCUUCGCAACUUUGCUGAGCCAGGUUCAAACGUUUAUUUAAGGAGAGAACUUAUUUGCUGGGGUGACAGUGUUAAAUUGCGCUAUGGGAAUAAACCAGAGGACUGCCCUUAUCUGUGGGCACACAUGAAAAAAUACACUGAGAUAACUGCCACCUAUUUCCAGGGAGUGCGUCUUGACAACUGCCACUCCACACCUCUUCACGUGGCCGAGUACAUGCUGGAUGCUGCUAGGAAGUUACAGCCCAAUCUUUAUGUAGUGGCUGAGCUGUUCACGGGAAGCGAAGAGCUGGACAAUAUCUUCGUUACUAGACUAGGCAUCAGUUCCUUAAUAAGAGAGGCAAUGAGUGCGUAUAACAGUCAUGAAGAGGGCAGAUUAGUCUACCGAUACGGAGGGGAACCUGUUGGAUCCUUUGUUCAGCCCUGUUUGAGGCCUUUGAUGCCAGCUAUCGCGCAUGCCCUGUUUAUGGACAUUACCCAUGAUAAUGAGUGUCCAAUUGUGCACAGAUCAGCCUAUGAUGCUCUUCCAAGUACCACAAUUGUUUCAAUGGCAUGUUGUGCUAGUGGAAGUACGAGAGGCUAUGAUGAGCUAGUGCCUCACCAGAUUUCAGUGGUUGCUGAAGAACGAUUUUACACUAAGUGGAAUCCUGGGGCGCUGCCCUCAAACACAGGGGAUGUUAAUGUCCAGAGUGGGAUCAUUGCAGCCAGGUGUGCCAUCAAUAGGCUCCACCAAGAGCUGGGAGCCAAGGGUUUCAUUCAGGUGUAUGUGGACCAGGUGGAUGAAGACAUAGUGGCAGUAACAAGGCACUCGCCAAGCACCCAUCAGUCUGUUGUGGCUGUGUCUAGAACUGCUUUUAGAAAUCCCAAGACUUCAUUUUACAGCAAAGAAGUGCCUCAGAUGUGCAUCCCUGGCAAAAUUGAAGAAGUAGUUCUUGAAGCUAGAACUAUUGAAAGGAAUACAAACCCUUAUAAGAAAGAUGAGAAUUCAAUCAAUGGAAUACCAAAUAUUACAGUGGAAUUUAGAGAACAUAUCCAGCUUCAUGAAAGUAAAAUUGUCAAACAAGCUGGGAUUGCCACAAAGGGUCCCAAUGAAUAUAUUCAGGAAAUAGAAUUUGAAAAUCUAUCUCCGGGAAGUGUUAUCAUAUUCAGGGUUAGUCUUGAUCCACAUGCUCAAGUUGCUGUUGGAAUUCUUCGAAAUCACCUGACCCAGUUCAGCUCUCACUUUAAAUCUGGAAGCCUAGCUGUUGACAAUGCAGACCCUAUAUUAAAAAUCCCCUUUGCUUCCAUUGCUUCUAAAUUGACUUUGGCUGAGCUAAAUCAGGUACUUUACCGAUGUGAAUCAGAAGAACAAGAAGAUGGUGGAGGUUGCUAUGACAUACCAAACUGGACAUCCCUUAAGUAUGCAGGUCUUCAAGGAUUAAUGUCCGUGUUGGCAGAAAUAAGACCAAAGAAUGACUUGGGGCAUCCAUUUUGUGAAAACUUGAGGUCUGGAGAUUGGAUGAUUGACUAUGUCAGUGGCCGGCUUAUUUCACGAUCAGGAAGUAUUGCUGAAGUUGGUAAAUGGUUGCAGGCAAUGUUCUUCUACCUGAAGCAGAUCCCACGAUACCUUAUCCCAUGUUACUUUGAUGCUAUAUUAAUUGGUGCAUACACCACUCUGCUGGAUGUAGCGUGGAAACAGAUGUCAAGCUUUGUUCAGAGUGGUUCAACCUUUGUGAAACACCUGUCACUGGGUUCUGUCCAGAUGUGUGGAGUCGGGAAGUGCCCUUGUUUGCCACUUCUUUCACCCUCGCUCCUGGAUGUACCGUGCAGGCUAAAUGAUAUCACAAAGGAGAAGGAGCAGUGCUGUGCCUCCUUGGCUGCGGGCUUGCCUCACUUUUCUUCUGGUCUUUUUCGCUGCUGGGGGAGAGAUACUUUCAUUGCACUUCGAGGGAUGCUGCUGGUUACUGGACGCUACUUAGAAGCCAGGAACAUCAUCUUAGCAUUUGCUAGUACCCUGAGGCAUGGCCUCAUUCCUAACCUCCUCGGUGAAGGAACUUAUGCCAGGUAUAACUGUCGGGAUGCUGUGUGGUGGUGGCUGCAGUGUAUUCAGGACUACUGCAAGAUGGUUCCAAAUGGCCUCGACAUCCUCAAAUGCCCCGUUUCCAGAAUGUAUCCGACAGAUGAUUCCGCACCUUUGCCUGCUGGGACACUGGAUCAACCUUUGUUUGAAGUAAUACAGGAAGCUAUGCAAAGGCACAUGCAAGGCAUCCAGUUCCGAGAGAGGAAUGCUGGCCCACAGAUAGAUCGAAAUAUGAAGGACGAGGGUUUCAAUAUAACUGCAGGGAUUGACGACGAAACGGGAUUUGUUUAUGGAGGAAAUCGCUUUAACUGUGGCACAUGGAUGGAUAAAAUGGGAGAAAGUGAACGAGCCAGAAACAGAGGAAUCCCAGCUACCCCGAGAGAUGGGUCUGCUGUGGAAAUCGUGGGCUUGUGUAAAUCUACUGUGCGUUGGUUGCUGGAGUUGUCCAAGAAAAACAUUUUCCCUUAUCACGAAGUCAAAGUAAGAAGACAAGGAAAGGUUGUAACAGUCUCAUAUGAUGAGUGGAACAGAAAAAUACAAAACAGCUUUGAAAGGCUGUUCUACGUUUCAGAAGACCCUUCAGAUCCUAACGAGAAGCACCCGAAUCUGGUUCACAAACGUGGUAUCUACAAGGAUAGCUAUGGAGCGUCAAGUCCUUGGUGUGACUAUCAGCUCAGGCCCAACUUUACCAUAGCAAUGGUCGUGGCCCCUGAACUCUUUACUGCUGAAAAAGCUUGGAAAGCUUUGGAAAUCGCAGAAAAAAAAUUGCUUGGUCCUCUGGGCAUGAAAACUCUAGAUCCAGAUGAUAUGGUUUACUGUGGAGUUUAUGAUAAUGCCUUAGACAAUGACAACUACAAUCUUGCUAGAGGUUUCAAUUACCACCAAGGACCUGAAUGGCUAUGGCCAAUUGGGUAUUUUCUUCGUGCAAAGUUGUAUUUUUCCAAAUUGAUGGGCCCAGAGAUGGCUGCAAAGACUGUAUUUUUGGUUAAAAAUGUCCUUUCCAGACAUUAUGUUCAUCUUGAGAGAUCCCCAUGGAAAGGACUUCCAGAACUCACCAAUGAGAAUGGCCAGUACUGUCCUUUCAGCUGUGAGACACAAGCAUGGUCAAUGGCUGCUGUUCUUGAAACCCUUUAUGAUCUGUAGCUCCCUCAUAGUUAGUCAGUAACUGUGUGAACACUUGACUUUUGAAUGCAAAUGAAAUGGAAGCUCAAUUCAUUUUAAAAAUCUUAUUCAUAGCCAGGCAGUGGUGGCAUAUGCUGUUAACCCAGCACUGAAGAGGCCGAGGCAGGCAAAUCUCUGAGUUCUAGGCCAGCCUGGUCUACAGAGGGAGUUCCAGGACAGUCGGGGCUAUACAGAGAAAUCCUGUCUCAAAGAAGGAAACAAACAAACAAAUACUUUUCUUUCUUUCUAAUUAAUUUUUUCCUUGAGGCUGUCAUGUAUGCCACCACAGUCAGUCUUGCACUACUGGGGAUCACACGCAGGACUUCACGCAUGCUAGACAAGCACUCUAACAACCGAACUAUAUCUCAUGCCCUAUUUUUUUUUUACAUUCUUGUGAUUUGAAUCAGAAAGAAAAUGACCAUGGCCGGUGGAACAUUACUAGUGUUGAGUUCAAAAACUAUUCUUCAAAGCAGGGGGGAAUAAAGAAAACAUGUCAUCUUGAGUUUGUACAAGUGUAAGAGUGGACAAACAGAGGUGCUCUUAAAUCCUGCUGCAUAUUGUCACACUCCGUGGGCUGUGCUUCAUCAAUGUCCUGCCGUUUGUUACCGCAUUCUGAACACCUUGCAUAAGGCAGUCAGUGCACAUUUGGUAAGUGCUUUAUGAAUGGAGGAUGGUGGAAAUUUCCACCUACAAUAUAUGUUCAUAAGUGGAGCACAAAGCUUCAAAAUGUUUUCACUGGUAUUAUAUUUUUAAUAGAACAUGUUUUAAUGCCAACUAUACUGAACAUAACCUAUUUGUGUUAAAGAAUAACUGGACGUAGGAGACAUAACAUUGGUACAUAAAACAAUGCUGUAAAAUUUGUCCUGACUAGUUCCAAUUUCUUAUUAUGAGAUAGUUUACAUUUUCAAAUGGAACUUACCGGGCAUAUUUAUGAAAUUUUCACAGGGGAAAAAAAAAAGCCCCAAGAUGGAGCUUAGUGACAGAGUGCUCACCUAGCAUGUGUCAAAGGGCCUGAGUUCUAUCCCCAAAGCCAUCAAAGAAAGGAAGGUAUGGGGAUGGGGGGAGUAAUGAAGAAGGGAGGGAGGGAAAGGAAAGAAAGAGGAAAGAUUUAAAACAUUAGGUUAUUAGGUUAUCUACAAUAGGGUCAUGACCCACCUCAGAGAAUCGUUAGGAUACAUUGCUCCUAUUUAGGACUAGUGAUGAAAUAACAGGUCUGUUUUGCACGGUCUGUCUGAGAUUCUCGGAAGGCGUGUGUAUAUUACUGCAGUCGCAGUAAUUAAUGCUUUUAGGCUAAAAGGAUUGUUGCUAUUCGGCUAAAGAGCACUUAGGUAGAGUACUUCGCUCCUGCCAGAUGCUGCAUCAAGCGCUGUUUUUAUUUUACACUUCUCAAAUGGUCUGUGCCUUGGUUUUUCACUUACCCAAACCAAUUUUACUCUACUAAAUGAAAAGUCAACUUACCAGUUUAACCAGUAUGCCGUGACACUUUAGUGAGUUUUCUGAGAUGCCUGAAGAAACACGAGGCCUGUCAUUUGAUGAGUGCUAUCACCUAAUGGUAAUCAUUUCUACUGUGUCUUAAACUGCUCUGUCUAAUGAGCAAAUGUUUAUAUGUCUGUGUGUCAAAAUAAAAGUCUUUUCUAAAGGA
Messenger RNA from Meriones unguiculatus (Mongolian gerbil), 6582 nucleotides. It is a transcript of the gene Agl, whose product is annotated as amylo-alpha-1, 6-glucosidase, 4-alpha-glucanotransferase. The coding region runs from base 324 to 4922 and encodes 1532 amino acids. Lineage: Eukaryota; Metazoa; Chordata; Mammalia; Rodentia; Muridae. The record is from RefSeq and is a predicted model, not a curated record. Gene Ontology annotation, biological process: glycogen biosynthetic process; glycogen catabolic process. Gene Ontology annotation, molecular function: amylo-alpha-1,6-glucosidase activity; 4-alpha-glucanotransferase activity. The transcript has 34 exons.